Molecule: messenger RNA, 336 nt
Organism: Alternaria arbusti
Lineage: Eukaryota; Fungi; Ascomycota; Dothideomycetes; Pleosporales; Pleosporaceae
Exons: 4
Coding region: 1-336 (111 amino acids)
Source: RefSeq, a predicted model, not a curated record
AUGCCGACCCCCAUCGAUCGCGCGGUCCAACAACGUGGCCCUUUCUUCGCUUUUGCCGCAGUCGUCGCUGGUGUAGCAGCAUGGAGCAUCUGGGGACAAGACAUCUUCCCUAGUCAAGACCCUACUGGCGACCCAGAAACAUGGACACAUGAUCAAUGCGUUACCUGGCUCAAGCACAAUACCUUCGUCAAACUGAGGUACAGCCUGUUGGUCGUCUUCAUGUUAACGCCAUGGCAGAGAAACCUACAUCCCUCUCCCGUUGCAACAACCGCUGAGCUACUGGAGCGGAUCAAGGCGAAUAUGAGGGUCGCUAGAGAACGAACACCAGGUCAAUAG